Messenger RNA from Parastagonospora nodorum SN15, 1860 nucleotides. Its product is annotated as delta-aminolevulinic acid synthase. Gene Ontology annotation, molecular function: 5-aminolevulinate synthase activity; pyridoxal phosphate binding. Gene Ontology annotation, cellular component: mitochondrion. The transcript has 3 exons. Bases 1 to 1860 code for a protein of 619 amino acids. The record is from RefSeq and is a predicted model, not a curated record. Lineage: Eukaryota; Fungi; Ascomycota; Dothideomycetes; Pleosporales; Phaeosphaeriaceae. Gene Ontology annotation, biological process: heme biosynthetic process.
AUGGAGGCUCUUUUGCGCCAGUCGAGGACCAUGUGCCCGUUCCUCUCCAAGACGUCCCCCGCCACCCUCCGGUCGCUCUCCACGACUGCCGCUGGUCAUGAUGUUUCUCCAGGAGCCGGAAGCAUGUCAAACCUACAAGUGCUCGGUCGUCGCUGCCCGAUUAUGGGCAAGGCACUUACUGUUCAGAGUGCUCGUAGCGGCAACAGCGCGCUCGCGGGAGCUUUCGGCGGCGCUCGUGCUUACCACUCCCGUGUCAAUCGCGCCAAGUUGCAUACUUCUGCGCCCAAGGAAGCCCAAACCGUGGAAAUAAAGAAUUUGAGAGCUCAGCAGGGCGCAGUAACAUUUCCUCCUCCUGCCCAGCAGCCGGCAGCCACCAAACCCGCCCACGUUGCAACCCCGGCUCCGUCGCAAGGCAAGACUUUCGACUAUGAAGGUUUCUACCACAAUGAGCUGGACAAGAAGCACAAAGACAAGUCCUACCGCUACUUCAACAACAUCAAUCGCAUGGCGAAGGAGUUCCCUCGUGCCCACUUGGCCUCUAAGGAGGACAUGGUCACUGUGUGGUGCUCCAACGACUAUCUUGGAAUGGGUCGCAACCCACACGUCCUCAAGAGCAUGCAUGAAACGCUCGACAACUAUGGAGCCGGUGCGGGAGGAACAAGGAACAUCUCCGGACACAAUCAGCAUGCUGUAGCGCUCGAAGAUACCAUUGCGAAACUCCAUUCCAAAGAAGCGGCGUUGGUAUUCUCUUCGUGCUAUGUUGCAAAUGACGCUACUCUUGCAACUUUGGGAAGUAAAUUGCCUAAUUGUGUCAUUCUCUCGGAUAGCUUGAAUCACGCUUCGAUGAUUCAGGGUAUCCGUCACUCGGGCGCCACAAAGAUGGUUUUCAAGCACAACGAUGUGGCGGAUCUUGAGGCCAAGCUCCAAUCAAUUCCUGCCGAGUAUCCGAAGAUUAUUGCGUUUGAGAGUGUCUAUAGCAUGUGCGGUUCCAUCGGCCCUAUUGAGGAGAUCUGUGACCUGGCAGAGAAGUACGGCGCAAUCACCUUUCUCGAUGAAGUCCAUGCUGUAGGCAUGUACGGACCACACGGUGCUGGUGUUGCUGAGCAUCUCGAUUACGACGCCCACAAGGCUGGCCGCCCCCAGGGCACCGUCCAAGACCGCAUCGAUAUCAUCACUGGCACACUCGGAAAGGCCUACGGCUGUGUUGGCGGCUACAUUGCUGGUUCUAACAAACUUGUCGACACUAUCCGAUCACUUGCUCCUGGUUUCAUUUUCACAACUUCGCUUCCGCCAGCCACCAUGGCCGGCGCCAAGGCUGCGAUUGAGUACCAGGUCAACUACCAGGGCGAUAGGCGCCUGCAGCAGUUGCACACCCGCGCUGUCAAAGAUGCUUUGGAAGCCAAGGAUAUUCCCAUCAUCCCUAACCCCAGCCAUAUCAUCCCGGUACUUGUAGGAAACGCCGAGGUUGCGAAGAAGGCUUCUGAUCUGCUGCUCGAGGACUGGGGGAUCUAUGUGCAGCCGAUAAACUACCCAACAGUCCCGGUGGGUCAAGAACGAUUGCGGAUUACUCCCACGCCAGGCCAUACCCGCGAAUUCCGCGAGCACCUGAUUGAAGCGCUUGAUAGUGUCUGGAACCAGCUGGGUAUUAAGCGAACCAGCGAGUGGGCUGCUGAGGGAGGCUUCAUUGGUGUAGGAGUCAAGGGUAAGGAGUCAGAAGCUCCCCUCUGGACGGACGCGCAACUCGAAGUAGACAACGUACUCAAGGAGCUGGAGGCCGGACAGGGAGCCACUGGUGUGCUUGAGGCCGUUCUGGAGAAUGAGCGAAAGGCUACUGCGCAAGCUGUGGCUGCUGCCGCGUAA